AUGGAUAGAUACACAGUAGCAGAAGGUUCUAUGGAUUGCGAAGAAUCGAAAUUUUUAAAAAUAAAAGAAAAGAAUAGAAAAGCAAAUCUAAAGCAGCUCUUUAUAGGUGUUUUGACUCAAGUACAAAAGUUUUUCAAUAUUAAUGAUGCCGAAGCUGGACUUCUACAGACAGUAUUUAUUUUAUUUUUUAUGAUAUUCGCACCAUUUUUUGGAUUUAUUGGUGAUAGAUAUAAUAGAAAGCGGAUAAUGGCGGCUGGAAUUGCGAUAUGGGUUAUUGCAGUAUUUGCUUCGUCAUUUGUUCCGCGCAAUUGCUUCUGGUUAUUCUUGCUUUUACGAGGAAUUAUUGGCAUUGGUGAAGCAUCUUAUGCUACUACUGCACCAACCAUCAUUGCUGAUAUAUUCAUAUCCGUAGUGCGAGGACGUGUUCUUAUGUUUUUCUAUUUUGCAAUACCAAUCGGCAGUGGUUUAGGCUACAUGGUUGGUUCUUUCCUGGCGUCAGUUUUCAACGAUUGGGCUUGGGGAAUUCGGUUAACUCCAAUAUUGGGAAUUAUUUGCUUGUUUCUAAUUAUGUAUUUUAUUGAUGAGCCUCAACGAGGACAGGCUGAGAAAGCAGAAGGAGCCCUAACUGCCACUGAAAUAGAGAUCACUUCCUACAUGGAUGAUCUAAAGGCACUAUCUAAGAUACCCACUUUUAUUUGUGCCACAAUUGGUUAUACAGCAGUGAUUUUUGCUGUUGGAACUCUAUCUUGGUGGGCACCUACAGCAAUCCAACAUUCAUACGCUAUGCAAAAAGGGUUGAAUUCAACCAAUUUACUGGAUUCUCGUGAAAAAGAUCGUAUUACAUUCGUUUUCGGGGUUCUUACUAUGGCUGGUGGAAUUAUUGGAGUAUCGCUGGGAACUGCUCUUAGUCAAAUGCUAUUACAAGGAAGUUUAUGCCUGCAACGUUGCCAAACAUUUCGAGCCAACGCUUUGAUUUGCGCUUUAGGAUCUGUUCUCGGAACUCCCUUCCUAUAUCUUGGUCUUCAUCUUAUAGAAAUUAAUAUGACUGCUUCCUGGACAUUCAUCUUUUUUACAGUAACAUCGCUGUGUCUAAAUUGGUCGAUAAAUGUCGAAAUGCUACUGGAUGUAGUUACUCCAACCCGCCGAGGUACCGCUAAUUCAUGGCAGAUUUUAAUAUCGCAUUUGCUUGGUGAUGCGUCGGGUCCAUACAUUGUUGGUUUGAUUUCUGACUUGCUUCGACAUUCUGCGAGUGGUCCAGCAGAAAAUUUUCGCUCUCUUAUCACUGCGUUUUAUUUACCAAACUUCGUUCUUGUUGUUAGUGCCGUGUUUUUCGGAUUGGCUGCGGUAUUUUUUAUUCGAGAUAAGCGAAUUUUUGAGAAACAAAUGGGUAAAUUUAAAUAA
Dracunculus medinensis (Guinea worm) is the source of this 1401-nucleotide messenger RNA. Lineage: Eukaryota; Metazoa; Nematoda; Chromadorea; Rhabditida; Dracunculidae. The record is from the annotation of a GenBank genome assembly.